Messenger RNA from Chelmon rostratus (copperband butterflyfish), 1545 nucleotides. RefSeq names its product adenosine deaminase 2b (gene ada2b). The record is from RefSeq and is a predicted model, not a curated record. The transcript has 9 exons. Bases 28 to 1536 code for a protein of 502 amino acids. Lineage: Eukaryota; Metazoa; Chordata; Actinopteri; Chaetodontiformes; Chaetodontidae. Gene Ontology annotation, molecular function: adenosine deaminase activity. Gene Ontology annotation, biological process: adenosine catabolic process; inosine biosynthetic process.
UAGCACCCUCCUGUGGCACAUAAGGACAUGGUGAUCUCAAUCUGCCAGGCUGUGGUCACCUAUGUGCCCCUUCUGUGGUUUGUAAGAGUGGCUGACGGGAUGCCCGACCCCGCUCAGAGGGACCUGCUGAUGCGUCAGGAGGCAUCCAGACAGACAGGGGGGCGGGUGGCGCUGACGGCGGCCGAGCAGAAGCUGGACGCUUACCUCCAUCAACUGAAGGAGAAAGAGAUGUCUGCCGCGGAGUUCCCCCCUGCUCUUCAUUUCUUCAGAGCAAAGCCUCUCAUUCAGAAGAGCGCCAUCUUCAAACUGCUGCAGAAGAUGCCUAAAGGUGCAGCCCUCCACAUCCACACCUCCUCUCUGGUCAGUGCUGAAUGGCUGGUGAAAAACGUCACCUACAGGCCGCACUGCUACAUCUGCUUCACGUGGGACAACUCGGUGCGCUUCCUGUUCUCAGACCGCCAGCCCUUCCCACGAUGGGACUGCUUCUACUGGCAGCUGCUUGAGACUUUGAGAGCCAGAAUCGGGGACACUGCAGGCUUUGAUAACAGUCUAAUGCAGCACCUCACACUGUUCACCGAGGAUCCAGAUGGUGAGUACCCGAGCCAAGAUGUUGUGUGGGACAAGUUUGAGAAGGCUUUCAUCGCAGCUGCUGGGCUGAUCACCCAUGCCCCUGUGCUGAGAGACUACUUCUACAAGGGCCUCGGGGAGCUUCAUCUUGACAACGUCAUGUAUCUGGAACUUAGGAGCGGCCUCUCAAGGACGUAUGAGCUCGAUGGAACCAUUCACGGUAAGGUCUGGACUCUGAAAACGUUUCAAGAGGUUACUAAGAAGUUUACAACAGAUCAUCCGGACUUUCUCGGGGCUCGUAUCAUAAUUUCUGUACACAGGGCUCUGGGUGUAUCUGAGGUCAAAGCAGCUGUGAAAGAGGCCAUUCAGCUGCAGAAGGACUUCCCAGAUGUUGUUGCAGGAUUUGACAUGGUUGGCAGGGAGAACAGCGGGAGGACUCUUUGGUACUUCAGGGAGGCACUUUCUCUGCCAGCCGAACUGGGUAUCACGCUGCCAUAUUUCUUUCACGCAGGGGAGACAGAUGAUGAAGGCACCGAUGUAGAUCAAAACAUUCUUGACGCCCUUUUGUUCAACACCACACGCAUUGGGCACGGCUAUGCUUUGGCACACCAUCCACUUGCCAAAGAGCUUUCUAGGAAAAGAAACGUGGCUGUGGAGCUGUGCCCCAUCUCAAACCAGGUGCUGAAGCUGGUAUCGGACCUUCGGAACCACCCUGCAGCUGUGCUGAUGUCUGAGGGCCAUCCGAUGGUGAUCAGCUCUGAUGACCCGUCUCUGUUCGGCACCACAGGCCUCUCCUACGACUUCUAUGAAGCCUUUGUGGGCAUCGGAGGGUUAAAAGCAAACCUGGGCACUCUGAAAGAGCUGGCUGUUAAUUCUAUCAGGUAUAGCUCCCUGCCAGCUCAUAUGAAGGACACGGGUUACGCCAUGUGGCAGAACAAAUGGGAUGCCUUCAUCUUUGAUCAUUCAUGACAGCCCGAC